Dromaius novaehollandiae (emu) is the source of this 3117-nucleotide messenger RNA. Its product is annotated as scavenger receptor cysteine-rich type 1 protein M130-like. Gene Ontology annotation, biological process: zymogen activation. The record is from RefSeq and is a predicted model, not a curated record. The transcript is spliced from 14 exons. Gene Ontology annotation, cellular component: plasma membrane. The annotation marks the transcript as partial. Lineage: Eukaryota; Metazoa; Chordata; Aves; Casuariiformes; Dromaiidae. Gene Ontology annotation, molecular function: serine-type endopeptidase activity.
GGACUGCUGCUGUGCGUGCAGCUCUGCAGGGGCACUGAGGAGCUGAGACUGGUUGACGGAGGCAGCCGCUGCGCCGGUCGGGUGGAGGUGAAGCACGAGGGCCAGUGGGGCACCGUGUGCAGCUAUGACAUCCUCUGGGAUGUCCGCGGGGCCUCCGUGGUCUGCAGGCAGCUGGGAUGUGGCACCGUGGCCAGGACUUCCCCAUACACCCCAUUUGGGGCAGGAGCUGGCCGGAUUUGGCUGCAACCCUUCUUCUGCAGUGGCACCGAGACAGCGCUCCACCACUGCUCCCACUAUGGCUGGGGCCAGCACUACUGCGGACAUGACUGGGACAUGGGGGUGACAUGCUCAGAUGCCGUGGAGCUGAGGCUGGUGAAUGGAGGUGGUCCCUGUGCAGGCAGAGUGGAGGUGAAGCUGCGGGGCCAGUGGGGGACGGUGGCAGAUAACGAAUGGGACAUGGAAGAUGCCGAGGUGGUGUGUCAGCAGCUGGGCUGUGGCUCAGCCAAAAGCGCCCAUGCCUGGAGCCGCUUUGGGAAAGGGUCUGGACCAAUUCAUCUGGCUGUCGUUGACUGUCGCGGGGAUGAGUCCGCCCUCUGGGAAUGUACUAUCAAGGGAUGGGAGCUGUACAAUGGAAGCCAUGGCUGGGAUGUUGGCGUGGUCUGCCAAGGGUUUGUGCAGCUGGUCGGUGGGGACAGUGCCUGCUCGGGUCGUGUGGAGGUCAGGCAGGGCCAAGGCUGGGCAACCCUCUGCAAGGCCCACGUGGACCUCAACGCUGCCCAUGUCAUCUGCAAGGAGCUGGGCUGUGGAGCAGCUCUGGCCGUCACUGGGGCAGCACACUUUGGGGCAGGAGCUGGGCCCAUCUGGGACGGGGGCUUUGAGUGUACAGGCAAUGAAUCCCUCCUGUCUGCCUGCACCCGCAGGCUGCCCCACGGCCAGGGCUGCACGCACAGCAGUGACGCUGGCGUCAUCUGCUCUCCCUACACAGGCUUCAGGCUGGUGAACGGCAGCACAGAGUGCACAGGGCGGGUGGAGCUGGAGGCGCACGGCACCUGGGGCUCCCUCUGCGACGCUGGCUGGGACGUGCCCGAUGCCCAGGUGCUCUGCCACCACCUUGGCUGCGGCUUUGCCGCCUCCGUGCCCCGCGGAGGGUAUUUUGGGACAGGGAGCGGCCCGCUGUGGCAGGACACUUUUCACUGCAGCGGGACCGAGUCCCACCUGGGAGAGUGCCCUGCCAUGGCGCUGGGGACCCCCGCCUGCUCACCACGCCACGCUGCCGCAGUCAAUUGCUCAGGUGGUGCUGAACCCCUGAGGCUGGUGGACGGGGAGAGCCGCUGCGAUGGCCGCCUGGAGGUGUCCCUGGGUGGGGCCUGGGGCCGAGUCCUGGCUCAGCAGUGGGAUGACAGCAGUGCAAGCGUGGUGUGCCGGCAGCUCCGGUGCGGCACAGUGCAGAAGGCCUACACCGCCCCAGUGCUGGGGCCAGGCUCAAGCCCCCUGGUGCUGGGCGGGCUCCGGUGUGCGGGCACGGAGGCUCACCUGGCCCAGUGCAACGCCACACUGCACAGCACCGUGCCACCGGGCCACGUCAAGGAGGCAGUGGUUGUGUGUUCGGGGAGCCAGCAGGUGCGGCUGGCGAGCGGCCCUGGGCGCUGUGCUGGGAGAGUGGAGAUCUACGUCCAGGGGACCUGGAGCCACGUCUGCGAGGAUGCCUGGGACCUCCGGGACGCCAUCGUCGUCUGCCGCCAGCUGGGCUGCGGAGAGGCCCUGGCAGCGCCCGGCUCGGCCCACUACGGCCGGGGCUUGGGGCCAGUGUGGCUGGGUGCCGGCGGCUGCUCCGGAGCCGAGGCAAUGCUCUGGGACUGCCCAGCCCCAGCCCCGGCCCCAGCCCUGGGGCAGCGUGGUUGCAAGCAGGGCGCCAGUGUGGCAGCCAUCUGCUCAGGUCAGUGCUCCCUGCAGCUGGCGGGCGGCAGCAGCUGCACCGGGCGCCUGGAGGUCUUCUACAAUGGGACAUGGGGCAGCGUGUGCGCCAAUGGCACCAGCCCUGCGACAGCCGCCGUGGUGUGCCGGCAGCUGGGCUGCGGAGCCACGGGACAGCUGGCAUCUGCACCGGCAACCACACAGGGCUCAGGCCCCGCGUGGCUGGCCUGGGUGCAGUGUGAGCUGGGGGCCGACUCCCUCUGGCACUGCCCCUCAGCACCCUGGCACCUGCAGCCCUGUGACUUCCCUGGAGACACCCACAUCACAUGUGACGGGGACCCUGGCAGCACCAGAGCAACUCCCACGCCAGCCAUGGCAACUGGCUGUCCAGACGGCGCAGCCUGCACAGGUGCCCACAGGAGCCCCACAGCGGGUGCUGGGGCCAUGCCAGUGCCCACCAUCCUCUGCAUCAUCCUGGGGACCCUGCUCUGCCUGGCCCUGGGGGCUCUCGCCAUGCAGGCAUGGCGCACCAUGGCUCAGCACAGAGGCCCUGGCAGAGCUGGGGACACAAUCUCCGAGGCCGUCUAUGAGGAGCUCGACUAUACUCUGACGCCGGAUUACCAGGAGGUGCACAGUGGCUCAGACACCCCUGCCCUGUCCAGGCAUGACCCCCCGGAUGGGUACGAUGAUGCCGUGGCCAUGCAGCACCCGAGAGAGGCCGCUGCUCUGGGGCUGAGUGACGGAGAUUUCUCUGAGGCAGCGGCGCUGGGAGUGGGGAGCCGGCCCUCACUGAGCCACCCGGAGCCGCCGGGAGCCACAACAGACGCCCCAGCCUCAGUGCCCAAGGACGUGGGCUACGAUGAUGUUGGCCUCAGCGGCCCCAGGACGUCACUCCGAGCAUCAACAGUGCUGCCCGAUGCAGCCAUGGUGGAGCAGCUGGCAGGCUUCCUCUCCUCACUGGAGGUUUCCCUUGCUACUGUCAAGCUCGCUCGCAAGGGCAGCACAGCACUCUGGGCUAUCAGCCACUCCUCCUGGUUUUCGAUCAUCAGCACACUUGCUGUGGGUGCACUCUGUCCCCUCAUCCACGUCACUGAGGAAGAAGAUGAACAGUACUGCACCCAGCAUGGACCCCUGGCAGAUACCGCUAGCUGGCUAGCUACAGGCCUCCAACUAGACUUUGUGAUGCUCAUCACAACCCUCUGA